UUUUUUUUCUCUCUCCUUCCAGGGCAUCCGGCGAACCGGAAGUGACCCGGAGGCAGAGACGAGAAGGUGGAGCGGUGACCUCACGCCGGUUUGACCUUCCUCAGCAGAAGCAGGAGCAGGAGAAGAAGCAGACCCAUCACCAUUACCACCAUCAUCACUCUCACUAUCACUGCCAAAGUCGAAGUCAAGAGAAUCGAUGCCAUGGAUUUGUAGAGGCUGCAAUUCAACAUGAUUUUCAGUAACAAAAUGACGCUAAUCUUGGUGGUGUGGCAGCUGGCGAGCCUCGUUCGUUCAGAGCACGAUAUUUCAGCCACCCCGGAAAGGAGUCGACGUGCGCAGCUCAAGAUACGGAUGCUGGAGCGUCUGGCCGAGCGAGGUCUGGAGGCGGCGGAGCGGGAGUUGGCCGCCGAGGAGCUGCUGGCCCGCCUGGACGCGCACACCACGACGGAGUUCCCGCACUUCCGCUUCCACCGCUACCCCAUCCCGCAGCCGCUCGAGCGCCGCUCCUCCCUCUCGCCGCAGCUGGAGGAGGCCGCCAUGCGCCUCGCCCUGGACCCGACGGAGGCCGAAGUCCCUCCUCCGUUCGUGCCCGUCUUCCCAAGCGACGACGAGGAGGCCGACGAGGCCAAGGUCGAGGCCGCGGAGGAGGCGAGGGACCUGGAGCGAGUGCGCUUGUACCUCCAGGGCGAAGUGGCGCACGGCCGCCAGGAGCUGGCGAGUGCCGGCCUGCUGAAGGCGAUGCCUGACGCCACGCGACAGCGCCGCUUUCAGCGAAGCCAUCGGAGGGAGGGGAGGAAGAAGAAGCGCGACAGCAAGAAGAAGAAGAGAGAAGAUAAGAAAAAGCGGAACAGAAAGCGAGACCGCGAGUACAAGAGACUCAUGGAGAGAGAGGACGUCCUCAUCACGACGGAGGACGGCGAGCAGUUCUACGACUGUUGUCCGUCCAAGGUGGUCGUGAAGGAGAUCAAGGUGGGCAAGGCGCGAGACAACUACGCCAUGGACAUCUCCGCGUCGCACCAGCUGUUCUACGAGCGCGUGUGCCUGGAGGGCUACGAGGGGAAGGAGUGCGUGUUCCCGCCCCGCACCCUCAGGCGCGACGUCACCACCCGCUGCCACCAGCAGUACUCGUAUACGCAGGCCAUCGCCCGGCCCUACGAGAGCGACGGCGAAUACAUGCAGGACUACAUCAAGAUCCGCUCAGGGUGCUCGUGUCAGAUCAGCGUCACGCAGAAGAAGAAGAAAAGGAAGAGGAAGAGAUGAGGGUCACUCGGCGCGGGUGAAAGCACUUGCUUGGCCCCACUAGAAGCCCCCGCCAGAGUCCCAGUGCUGUCGCUCCAGUGCCCCAACAUGUCGGCCUGGCCGUAGACUAUUUCCAAUAGAUAUUUGUUCCGCGCGCCGUCUUUUGGGGGGAAUAGACGAACACUUUGAUCUUUCAAGAGACGUGGUUAUACAAGCAAAAGAUAUCAAAUGGUAGUGUUGGUAAAAACUACAAAAGAGACAUACCUUCAUAUACAACAAGUAUUUCAUUGGUCUGCAUUAUAAAAUAAUAAUAUAUGGACUGUAUAUGGUUCUCGCAGCUGCGGUUACAUGGCAGCAACUGUAGCUGCAGACGAACCUUUUUGUAGGAUUUGGCAGGAGUAGGAGUGUUUGUGUCAGUAACAUCCUUCGAGGAGGGAAAGAUGCCCUCUCCCUGAAGGCGCUCCUUGUGAUUAGACGGGGGCCGAAGGAUUUUGCUCUUGAGAGAGAGAGAGAGAGAGAGAGAGAGAGAGAGAGAGAGAGAGAGAGAGAGAGAGAGAGAGAGAGAGAGAGAGAGAGAGAGAGAGAGAGAGAAAGGGAGAGCAGACGAGGAAGAGGAGGAGAAGGACGAGGAGGACGAGGAGGAGGAGGAGAAAGAGAAGGGGAUACACAAAAGAGUCGUAGAAGGAGGAGCAAAUAUUCACACAUAGAGAUAAAGGAGGUACAGAGAGAGAGAGAGAGAGAGAGAGAGAGAGAGAGAGAGAGAGAGAGAGAGAGAGAGAGAGAGAGAGAGAGAGAGAGAGAGAGAGAGAGAGGUGGCGGGGAGGAAAGAGAGACCAGAAGGAAUAAGCAGGAGGCCUGAAGAGUGCGAAGAGGCUGGUGAGACUAGGUCCCUCUCUCCCUGCACCCCCUCCCCCCCUGCUCCCUCCUCCCAUUUCCUCCCUCUACCACCCCCACCCCCCCAGUCGCUGCACAAUCAUUACCUCAGUGCUCACGUCAGCGCCGUGAUGUACAACACCCCUACCCCUCACCCCCUUCCCCACCCCCGACGUGCCGGGUUCGCCCCGGUGAAAUUAGGAAUCAACAAUUGCUAACAUACUUAUUAUAUUAUUAUUAUUGUAAUAAUUAUUAUCAUUAUUUAAUCUCUCGCUCUCACUUCUGCUCGCAAUGAAAGAAAGAAAAGAAUAAGUAAAGCUAAAAAAAAAAAAAAAAAUAGAAAGAAAAAAUCAAUGUAUUAUACUUAUUCUCUCUCGAAUCUCAGAAAGAUCUAAUGUAUUUAUUUUGAUUCGAUUCAUUUCUUUUCGUUUCUUUCUUUUCUUUUCUUAGUCUCUUUUUUUUUCUUUUUCCUUCCUCUCAUGUUAACUGAUUGAUGUGUAAAUAUCAUUGGUAUGUAUAUUUUGAGUUUGACAUGACAGAAUGUUUCUUGUCUCUUAUAUUAUGUAAGAUAAAAAGUAUAUUUUUCUUUACUUUUUUGUGUACGAAAUGUGAAACGAUCGACACUUUUCUCUUAUUUUCUUUUUUUCUCUUUCUCCAACUUUCUCUGAUCAUAUUUAUUUUAUUUUAUUUUUUUGUACAUUUUCCUAUCCCCUGUUUUUUUCUUUUUCCCUCUCUUCACCCUUUUCUUCACCCUUUUCUUCAAGGUGGGUGCUGACUUGCAACUCGCACUGGUCACCACUCUUCGUAGGUUCAAAGGAAUAUCUUGUAAAUAUUCAAAUGCACAUAGGCACCCUCAUACAUUGUGUUAGGCUUACUGCGGCAAAAAAGAUUUAGCUGUGUGUAAUCAUUGUAUUGGCCUAAAUAUUUUGCAAUUGCACGAAUGUCAGAAAGCACUUUCAAACACAAAUUUAGACACCCACACACGCAUACGCACACGCACACGCACACACACAC
Molecule: messenger RNA, 3126 nt
Organism: Penaeus indicus
Lineage: Eukaryota; Metazoa; Arthropoda; Malacostraca; Decapoda; Penaeidae
Exons: 3
Coding region: 229-1260 (343 amino acids)
Source: RefSeq, a predicted model, not a curated record